AUGAAAGAGCAAAAAAGGAUUUCUGAAGGUUUAAUUACUGAAUCACUUACCAAUGAUAUGUUUUGGGUUUGUUUAGAUAAUGAGGAUCCAAUUCUAGGUUACGUUUCAGGAAGGAUUCAACAUAGUUUUAUCCAUAUACUAGUCAAAAUUUCAGUAAGUUGUUACGAUUCAACCAGGACCAGAAGGCGUAUAAUUUAUAGACUACGAAACAAAGAUUCGAAUGAUUAG
Molecule: messenger RNA, 228 nt
Organism: Cucumis melo (muskmelon)
Lineage: Eukaryota; Viridiplantae; Streptophyta; Magnoliopsida; Cucurbitales; Cucurbitaceae
Source: the annotation of a RefSeq genome assembly